AUGGAUGAAUGGAUGAUUUUUGUAUGCACGAUCGAGGUAUGCAUGCCAGCAAUCUCCGCCAUGCCGUUCGCCGGCGUAUCCGUCAUCUCCAAUGGCAAGUUGUCGGGCUCUGCAACGACCAUGGUCUGCGGUGCAGCCAGCGGGUACCACCUCUUGGUCGUCGAUGGCUACUCACGCAUCAAGGACAUGCCCAACAGCAAAAACAUCAGGUCGCGGCCUUUCAGGGUCGGAGGCUACUGGUGGGUCAUCCUCUACUCCCCAAACGGCGAGCGCUCUCAAGACUUCGGCUAUGUGUCGCUCACCCUCGCUCUCGAUCACGACCAGCAGAUUCCGCGGCCGGUCAAGCUCAAGUUCGAGUUCAGCUUCAUCGAGCAGGUCGAGGAGCAGCGUUCGGCACGCGUCCGCGCAGGCCAAGUAGUCGAGCUUUCCGCCGGUGCCUCCUGUGGCCACCAUAGGUGGAUGAAGAGGACGGACUUUGACAAGUCGGAGCAUCUCAGGGAUGACGGCUUCAUCAUCCGCUGCGACCUCUUCGUUGUCGACGCCAAGGUCACCCACGGCGCUGUAGAGGUGCCCAAUUCUGACAUACUCGACCAGUUUGGGGAGCUUCUUCGAACACAGUUGGGCACUGAUGUCACCUUCAAGGUCGGCGGUGAGAGGUUCGCCGCGCACCGUUGUGUGCUUGCGGCUCGCUCCUCCGUCUUCAGGGCGCAACUCUUUGGCUCCAUGAUGGAAGGCACUACUACGGCUAACGCCAUAAACAUAAAAGACAUGGCACCAAACGUGUUCAGGGCCUUGCUAACUUUCAUCUACACCGAUGCCAUGCCCAACAUGGAGGAAGACGACCAGUUAGGAAAAGAUGAAGGAAACAUGGAAGACGACGAGUACGAAGAAGAUGAAUAUGAUGGAGCUGAAGAAGAAGUAAUGUCGUGGCUGCAGCACGUGCUCGUUGCAGCAGAUAGAUUCGAUCUCCCAAGGCUCAAGUUGUUGUGCGAAGAACAGUUGUCUGAGCACAUAGAUAUAAUGACAGUGAUGACAAUUCUCGCUCUAGCUGAACAGCAUCGCUGCUGCGGGUUGAAGGAGGCGUGCUUGCAGUUCCUCCAAAUACUCUCUCCCACGAGGUUACAAAACUUACUCGCCACCCAGGGCUGGGACCAUAUAGCCGAAAACUAUCCCGCUGUUGUCAACCAGCUCAUAUUUAAGCUUGCUUCUAAAUGUUAA
Molecule: messenger RNA, 1218 nt
Organism: Lolium perenne
Lineage: Eukaryota; Viridiplantae; Streptophyta; Magnoliopsida; Poales; Poaceae
Product: BTB/POZ and MATH domain-containing protein 2-like
Biological process (GO): protein ubiquitination
Molecular function (GO): protein binding
Source: RefSeq, a predicted model, not a curated record